CUAUCAUAGAAAUCUGUGAGAGAAAAGGAGUGGUGAUUAGGUUGUCUUUGCCAAAAAAAUAUGUUUUAUAAAUGGUCCUAGAUCAUAUUGACACCUGUGUUUCUAGUAUUUUAUUUAUGAAGUUAUUGGCUGUGUUGUGUAUUGUUGGCAGUGUGAGAAAACAGUGUUAAAUGGUAUAAUUAACGAUGUUAACUUUGGUUAUGACGUUUACUACGUUUCUCGCAUGUGUGCGUGUGUAUUCAUCGUGACAGCAUUGCCGUUGAUUGUUGAAGCGAAUCUCGUAACGGGAGAUUUGUUAGGAAGCUUGUUUGGAUUUCAAGAACCGCUUCAUUUGUAGAAUUAUAAAUACAGCGCACGUUAAGCCGUGAAAAAGAUCAGAGGAAACAAGAUGGCGGCUGAGAUUGCGCGCCAAAACACGCGCGCGAGGCGCCAUCUGUCACCGCGCGAUAACUGUUUCCGCACUUUAAAUUGUUUGGACCGUUCGAAAUAGUUCUUACAUGUGAUACGAUAGUGACGUUUUUAGCUGUGGUUCUCGUGAUGUGAUAGUGCUUUAGUGAGUUUUGUGUUGUUGUGACGAUGUCGGAGGAGAGGUCGCGGCGACUGUCGCAGAUCUUCGACCCACUGUCGAGGUUUACUGACCACAGUGGGGCGGGGCAAUCUGCGAGUACUCCGAACAGCCCGCGGCUAUUGCCCAGGCGUUCGAGGGAUCCCCCGCCACCACCGCCUAGGCCCUUUGCUCAUUCUUCUCGACUGGAUCCCUUAGAGUAUGAACUUGCGGCAGCGGACCUAGAGUCUGUUAACUGGCAGGAGCGGUGCUUGGAGUUGCAGCUGGAGCUACACAGGAGUCGACAUCAGGCAACCAGGGUGCGAGACAUGCUGAGAGAUAAGCUUUCGGAGCUCGAGCAACGAGUUCUGGAAGCCGAAGGAAGAGCGGAGGAAGCGGAAGAUAAGGUCCGCGCCAUGGAGCAGCGGCUGUGCGAGUGGCCGGCUGGCGCUGAAGGGGCGCCGAAGGCCAUCACGCGACUUGAAGGUCAAAUUGAAGAACAGAAGCAGCUGCGACUCCAAGACGCGAAACAAGUUGAGGCAAAGGCCGCACGAAUAAAGGAGUGGGUGACAAACAAGCUUAAAGAACUAGAGCAACAGAAUCAAUUGCUGAGGGAACAAAACGACCGCUGCAAUCAGCAGCUGGAAUUACUUAGGAAUCACAUUGCAGCGCAGGGAAGCAGAAAUUGUGCUCAGUUUCUACCUUCUCGGGCAAGUCUGUCUUUAGAAGUGAGGACAGAAGACGGCACCCGUGCCUCAUCGAGCCUCUUGGCUAAUAACCGUCGACGCUCUGAGAGCCUAGAGGGUCCCCAGGAAGUUACACUGAAAAAAUAUGCAGACUUAAAAAGGAUAAAGCUGCCAAUAACAUCAUCGGAACCCCAUUACAGUACCCCAGUGAGACACAGACGAAAUCUAUCGAUUGGAACAACCAAUUUAACUCAAACAACUGCCAAUAGUCAAUUGAACACAAUGAAUCGAACCAUGGAUGAGAGGACCGCUGCCAGUCUGCUAGCUGAUGAUCUUGCGGCUGCAGUAGAAAAUUUAGUGGUGCUACCAACAACACCAAAUACUUCAACAGACGGCGAUACCACACACGACUAUGCUGAAAUAUAUACACCAAGCCGAGAGCGCACGCCGGCGUGGCAGGGCGUGCACGUGGUGGUGCAGGGCACGAGUCGCGGCGGCUCGUCCACGGGCGACAGCUGCGUGUCCGACCAGCCGCGCCCCCCCACGCCUCCUCUGCAUCGCUUUCCCAGCUGGGAGGCAAAAAUAUACCAGGUGGCAGAUGAUGGUCUCCAGCAGUCCGUGGAAGAGGAGUUGAGUCCACCGCCUUGUCCCCGGACCAUGCACGAAUCCACCAGUUACCAGGAUAUCUCAGUUCCAGUAUAUGCUACCGUUAAAGGGCGCGCAAGUCAAAUACGAUCGAUGCCUUUCACGGGCGAUUCAUCAGACGAUUCAUCCGAUGGUGAAGAAUCAAUGGGUGUGACAGUUCAUAAUACACCACAUCAUAACCCUCUGUAUGGUCAAACAUCUCAAAUGCCAAUGACGAUCAACAAUAUAAACUUAACCAGCAUCCUACCCGCCUCCAUACAACAAACUGCAGGACCUCAUGGACUUGUUCUAAACAACACAAAUGGACAAUGCAGCUCCUCCGAUACUAGUCUAAGCGCUAGCAGCCCUUCGAAGAGUGUGAAGACCAGUUCCAGCUUAAGUCCUGCCAAGAGAUCCAGUAGUGGAUCACCGAGUAAACAGAGUAAAACUAGAGACACGUCGUUCGAGUCGGGCAUGUCGGACGACUACGCCAUCCCGCCGGACGCCGUGUCGUGCGAGGGCGCGCGGGACUCGCCGCGCCGCCACGACGCGCUCGAGAAGAGCGGACACCUCGCCAAGCUGGGCGGGAAGCUCAAGACCUGGCGGAAGAGAUGGUUCGUGCUCAAAAACGGCACACUUUCGUACUGGAAGUCUCAGUCGGAGGUGACCCGGAAGCCCCAGGGUCAGAUCGGGCUGGGCGAGGCGUGCAAGAUCUCUCGCAACGAGGGCGCCGCCACGUUCGAGAUAUUCACGGGCAGCCGCACCUACUACCUCACCGCAGACAGCAUCGCCACCAUGGAGGACUGGAUAAGAGUCUUACAAAAUGUCCAAAGACGAAACGCAACGAAACUCCUAUUAAGUAAGGAAGACAACAAGCCUACUAUACAAGGUUGGUUAACCAAAGUAAAGAACGGACACGCCAAGAAAAGCUGGUGCGUUUUACUGGGCAAGAUGUUCCUGUACUUCAAGAGUCCCGGAGAUCAGAACCCGACGGGGCAGAUCAACAUGCGGGACGCGCGCGUGGAGGACGUGGAGCACGUGUCGGACUCCGACUCGGAGGAGAAGGCGGACGACGCGCGCAACCUCACCGUGGCCAUCUACCCGCAGCACCAGCUCACCGGGGGCCCUACUUACCUCUUGUUCGAGAGCAAAGCGGACAAAGACUCGUGGCUCUACCACUUGACGGUUGUGAGCGGCGGUGGUCUCAGUCAAGGAACGCACUUCGAGCAACUCGUACAGAAACUUAUGGAAACCGAUGGCGAUCCGAAUUGUGUCCUUUGGAGGCAUCCUACAUUAUUGUAUUCCAAAGAAAACAUAACAUCACCACUCACGUCUCUAAAUUCAGAAGCAUUGCAAGCUGAAGCAUUAAAAUUAUUUAAAUGCGUGCAGCUGUUCAUGUCGGUGGCGGUGGAGCACGCCGGCAUCGACUACCACGUGGUGCUGGCGCAGAACGCGCUGCAGCAGUGCCUGGAGGUGGGCGAGCUGCAGGACGAGCUGGUGUCGGCGCUGUGCAAGCAGAGCACGCCGCACGCGCCCUCCAAGCACGGCGUGCAGGUAACCGCGCGCCGCCCCGCGCGCCCCGCGCGCCCCGCCCGCCCCGCCCGCCCCGCGCGCGCCGCCCAACUGCUACUGUGCGCGACCCAGUCGUUGUUCACUUGCGACACGGGCGCGUCCUCAGUGGGCGGCGACAACAAGAGCGACCUCCCGCAGAACUCUGCCGGAUCGCCUAGCUCGAUACAGGCACCUUUACUCUCAGUGGAUUGUAAGAGCAACCCGCCUACAUAUAGUUUCGUUCAGGGUUGGCAACUAUUAGCACUAGCGGUCAGUUUGUUCGUACCGAGGAACAAUAGGUUAUUGUGGUACUUGAAACUGCAUCUGAGCAGGCACGCUGACACCAAAACGGAAUGUGGUAAAUAUGCGGCAUAUUGUUCGCGCGCUUUGGAACGAACGAUCCGGAACGGCGGUCGAACGGACCGGCCCUCCAGGAUGGAAGUGCUGUCUAUAUUGCUAAAGAAUCCCUACCACCACUGCCUACCACAUGCAAUACCUGUACACGUGCUCAAUAAUACUUACCAGGUGGUAAGUUUUGACGGAUCGACGACGGUCGAAGAGUUCCUGACGACGCUUAGCACAGAACUAGGAUGCAGAGAACCGGCGGCGUCAGGUUUUGCUCUCUUCAGUGACGACCCGAUUGAGAAGGACUUGGAACAUCAUAUCAAACCUGACAAAAAGUUGUGCGACGUAAUAUCAAAAUGGGAAACAGCGUUACGGGAGAAAGGAUCUGGAAAGUUCGAGAACUCUAGAGUAAUUAGGCUGACAUAUAGAAACCGCUUGUACUUCAAGAACUCUGUGCGAACGGAAACUGACAAGGAGAGGUUACUGCUCUGCUAUCAAGUUAAUCAACAAGUGGUGGCGGGCCGCUUCCCCGUGACGCGCGAGCUGGCGGCCGAGCUGGGCGCGCUCAUGGCGCAGCUCGACAUGGGCGACCACUGCGCCUCCAACACGCAGCACAACCAGCCGCUCGCGCACCGGUUCUACCCCUACCGGUACCGCGCCGGCCUCGGCAACGACGAGCUCAGAGGCGUCGAAGAGAAACUCCGGUCUAAGUGGAUCGCGCUAAAGGGUCGCAGUACGGCGGAUUGCGUUAGAAUUUAUCUCAAUUGCACGAGGAAAUGGCCAUUUUUCGGUGCUACCUUAUUCCAAGCUAGGAUAAAACAGCCGGAUUUAUCAAUGGUGUGGCUCGCUGUAUCAGAGGAAGGAGUCACGGUACUAGAAUUAGCGUCCAUGGCAGUUAUAGGGAGAUAUGCGCUUAAUUCCAUUGGGUUGUUUGGUGGGCUGCAGGACGAUCUAAUGAUGUUAAUCGAUGCGGAGGACUCGAGUCCAGUUCAUAAGAUGCUAAUUAGUCUCAAUAAGCCAAAGAUGGCGGAGCUGACGCACCUGAUCGCGGACUACAAGAACGCGUCGCUCCGCGGCGGCUCGGGCACGCCGCAGAUGAGCUCGCUGACGCGCAACGGCUCGCACCGCUCGGCGCGCCGCACGCCGUCCACGCUGCCGCCCGCCGCCGACCGGCGCGCCACGCUCGCCUCGCACGCCAGCCUCGGCCUCGCCGCGCCCGACCUGCUGCGCGCCACGCCCGACCACCGCCGCGCGCCGCCGCAUGCGCACCCGCACGCGCACGCGCACGCCCACGCGCACCCGCACCCGCACACGCACACCAAGUGAGCGCGUGCGGAGGACCCCCGGGGACGAAUCGAAUAAUGAAACUUGCAGCGUUACUUAUACUCGAACUACUUACUCUGAAUGUAUUUCUUUAUUGUUUUCAAUAUUUCAGUAAUUUUACUAUCUAGAUCAAAAACGAAUAAAACACGCCCUGAUAUUGUCGACGGUCGGCGUGUCCACGAGAGUACGUGUCGGCAGGAGGUCAUGACUGGCCCUGGCAUCGCUCGUGUUCUUUCGGUGCGUUUCAGUGGGUGCUGUUGCGACGAUUCGAAUACAAAUCCAUGGAUUUUAAAAUUAUGUAAUCAAUGAAACGAGUGGGUAGAAAACCUGAAAUGUAUUAUAGUAUAAAUGUGUACGGUACGCGUCGCGCCGGAGUCGUUUUAAAGAAACGAAUGUUCCAUAAAUCACGAUAAUUUAAAAAAUAUACCUCAUAUUUUGUAGCGUCUAACGAUUCAGCCUUUUAUAUGAUUGGCUUGUAUUAUAGUUUGUACGAGUUUAGUUCGUCUAAUGUUAACGAUGUUUGCUAAACUGAAGUCGCUUAACGUGCUUAAAAGGGUAUUGUUUUUCUAUGCAACUCUAACGCCAAUUAGGUAUAUAUAGCUAUAUACACUUGAAACUGAAUUAAAAUACUAAAAUUGUCUAUGGCUAUCUUUUAACCAUAAAUUAUUUUGUCUUUUUUUAAGUAAUAGUUUUCACUAACUGUGAUAUAAGCUUUGGUAUAAAUUUAAGUCACAAUUUAUUUUCAAAUUUAAUUAAAUUAUAUUCAGAAAUAAUAAAUAGAUAUAUAUAUAUAUACUAUUCAAAGGUAUCUAUGGCCAAUUUUAGUAUAUAAUUCAAUUUUCUUCUAUAUACAUAUGUGCAGGGUAUACUAAAUGCUAUGUAGAAGACGAGUAGCGGUAGAACGUGAACAAACGUAUAGAAAAUCCAAAGAUAAUUAAUUAGACAUCGUUACUACAGAUGUAGGUUGAGGUUUUGUAUGUACGGAUAUAGUGAUAACAGAUUAAAAAUGUAAGUUCGAUUUUUUUUAAUCGUGUACGUUAUUCGAUAUGAAUCGAAUAGAUUAAUCGAUUGAAUGUUUUUUUUUUAUUAUUGAAAUGGUCUGGGUCUUAUUACCUUUUAUAUUUGUAAUUAGUUAUAUAUGAUUGAAGCAGAGAACUAGUAAAGGAAUUAACGGUAAUUUGUUAAUGUAAUAACACACAAAUAUUGCCUAGAAUUAUUAAAUCUUAUAUUAUAUUUUCAUAUGGACAUCAUUUAUUAAUAAAAUAAUAUUGUUUUAACGUUCAUUCGCAACAUAACAAUACACGUCAGACAUAUUUGUAAAAAGUAACUGAAUGAUUUAAAUAAAUGAACGAAAUGAAUGUAAAGGAAUAUUGAAAGAUUUUCAUUAUUAAGAAUGUAUAUUCUGGUUCUGUUGUACACAUUCUGUAAACUAAUUUGAUUGGAUUAAAAUUAUUGCUAACUCUUUCUAACGCGUGAGGUAACUUGAAUAAGUUUUGACGUCAGAUAAGUUUAGAGAUUGUGUGCAAUAAAUCAAAGAGCUCAUUUUCAGAUUGAAUUGAACUAAUUCAGCCUGUAGUUGAGAGUUGGGUGUGAAGUUUUGACUGAAUACAAACAAAGAUCUACAACGAAUCUCUCAACAUUCUAUGUAAGAUUUUUACCGCUGUGUAGUGUAGAUAUAAACGGUUGUACGAAUUGGACAUUUCGUAAUAAUAAUAAUUGUAGAUCAUUUCGAUGUUCUUACUUUUCGAAGUACUGUGAAAACUAUUUUCGAAAUCACAUACGUGAUAUGUUGAUGUGUGGUUUAUAUUAUUAUUAAGUGAAGAAGGCUGAUCCACGUCAUCGGUGACGACCGUGUUGUAUAUAAUUCAGACCAAAAAAACACAUUAAAAUGGUACUGCUCACGACUUGCAGGGAUUAAGUUUUUGAACAACUAUGUGAGAUGUUUAAAUUUUCUUGUAGUGUUAUAUCAACUCGUUUAAUGUGUGAAGCCUGUAUGAAAAUAAUUGCUACAAUUUAUGUGCAAUUUGUUUAAUCAUGUAAUUAGGACCGGACCGAUCCGGACCGGUUGGGUGACAUUUUGAUAACUCGUCCUUAUACGACCGAUCGCGGUAUAACGGAACAGUUACAAACGAUCAAUAUUUAUACCGUUUUUCUCUCAGUAAUACAAUUCAUAACUUAUAGCUUUUUCUUUCUUCGGUUACAUACAAUAUAUAUUUGAUCUUAGUUUUCAAAAUACAAACUGACUAAAAAAGCUUAAAUAAUUGUAACAAAAAUGAUCCUGCUUGAAUAAACCAGAUUUAUACUAAAUCCAAAUAGUACAUGAUAAGUUUACAAAUUAAGCCUUCUUCACUUGACGUGCAACUAAACGAGCUGAUUGUAAAGAGCUAAAUAUUAUAAUGGCAACAAUAUAGUAGUUUCCUUAAUUGUAGUUACAUUGUCCAUAAUACUACUAAGAUAAUAUAUAAAUAUUUCGACCAAUUCGCUUCAACGGCCGAAACGAAGCCAUCGGAUAUGCGAUUAUAGUUCAUGUAACAAUAUCGAUUUUCGUAACGAUCUAUAAUAUAAUUAAAGAAACGAAUAUCGUCACAUUAGGUUCAAAAUCGCGUAUUCGUAACUGGCGACUCGUUCUAAGCUAGCAGGUGAUAUUUGAAUUGCACUUUUUGCAUAACACGAAAAUAAUAACUGUUGAUAUUAUUGUGUAUAGAUUUAUAUAAGUAUGUUCUACUGUACUACAUAGGAUUUUUUUUUUUUAAUAAUAAGCUAAUUUAGAUUGUAUAGCGAAUGGAUAACUUAUUGGUAGGUAUUUAUUGUUUUUUUUUUUCUAUGAUUUGGUUAAUUAUUUUAUAAUGAUUGGUUUAUGGUUUUUAUUGUAUUUUUUUUUAUCGAGGCCUAAAUGGAAACCUAUUGUUGUUAGGGCCUAAAUUUUUGUAUGAUUGAUGAAAUGAGUUUUUUUAUGAUGCAACAAUAAACGUGUAUUAUCGAAUCGA
This is a messenger RNA of Vanessa tameamea, 8060 nucleotides long. RefSeq lists its product as uncharacterized. The record is from RefSeq and is a predicted model, not a curated record. Lineage: Eukaryota; Metazoa; Arthropoda; Insecta; Lepidoptera; Nymphalidae. Bases 577 to 5076 code for a protein of 1499 amino acids. The transcript is spliced from 32 exons. Gene Ontology annotation, cellular component: cytoskeleton.